AAUACAUUGGCAAUGUAUGCGAACAGAUCACGAUCAUCACGAUAUCCGCUUCCAGACUGCAUUUACUUGUCGCUCACAUGUGUCGGUUGUGUGCUGAACAUAUUUUCAUCUAUUUAUUGUGAAUAUUUAUUAACUUAUUAGUGAAAAUGAGUAUUUCAACGAACGAAGGCAAUCCGAAUACAUUAAAACUGAUAGUCGCAGCUAAAAUGGCUCAACAAUCCGUUACCGUGAAAACGGUACAACCGAAUGUGAGUCUUUUGGGCCGUUUACCUACUAUUGAAUUAUCUAAUGGAUCAGUACUAUUUAGCACUAGUGCAGCAAUGCAGCUCAUAUUACCUCCAUCUGAAGAAUUUAAGGAUGUAAAUAAUAAGUGGUUAGAGUGGGAUAUUUCUCAGUUACAGCCAGCUAUAGUUUGCUAUGGUAACACAGGAACUACAAAUAAAUCUUGUUUAUGGCCAUUGUUAAAAGAAUUAAAUAGUGCACUAAAAAACAGGAAGUACUUAAUCAAGGAUAAGAAUGAUUUAUCCUUGGCAGAUGUAUGCAUUUGGGUAACUAUAUGGUCUACUGUAUUAGUUACAGAUGUUGGACAGAAACUAUGUAAAGAGUAUUCUUCAAUUAAAGAUUGGUUAUUAAAUAUUGAAUUACUUCCAGUUAUUCAAGACUCCCUUAAAGAAUACAAUUUUGAACGAGGUAUCAAGGCAAUUCUUAAUAUUCAAGCUGCAUCUUGGUUUCCUGUUAAUACUGUCAUGAAUUCACGAUCCUCUAAACCAGUUCUAAGUGAUAUUAGUCCAACUAAGGAAAAAGAAAAGGAAGUUGAAGCAGUUAGCCAAGAAGAAAUGCAGAAUAUUGCUAGUAAUUGGUCUUCUAAGUCAUAUCCAGCCGUAAAGAAUUUUCCUUAUCCCGUAUUACCAAAGAAGGGUGAGAAAAAUAUUCUAAUAACAUCUGCAUUGCCCUAUGUCAACAAUGUUCCUCAUUUAGGAAAUAUUAUUGGUUGUGUACUUUCUGCUGAUAUCUUUGCCAGGUAUUGUAGGCAAAGGAAUUAUAAUACCCUUUUUAUUAGUGGAACUGAUGAAUAUGGUACUGCUACAGAGGCCAAAGCUAUAGAGGAGAAAACAACACCGCAAGCGAUAUGUGACAAAUUUUUCGAUAUACACAAUGACGUAUAUAGAUGGUUUAGCAUAGGGUUUGACUAUUUCGGUCGUACUACUACUCCUGAGCAAACAGAAAUUGUGCAAUCAUUUUUCUUAAGAAUAAAGUCGGAGGGAUAUGUGUUAAGCGAAACAGUAGAUCAGCUCCUGUGUGAAUCUUGCGAUAGAUUUUUGGCAGACAGGUUCGUAGAAGGUACGUGUCCAAGGUGCAAGUAUGAAGAUGCACGCGGUGAUCAAUGCGAUGGAUGCGGUCACUUAGUGAACGCAACGGAUUUAAUAUCUCCGCGUUGCAAAGUUUGUAGUAAUAGGCCAGUUGUUAAAAAAUCGGUGCAAUUUUUCUUAGACUUACCGAAGGCAAAAAAUAAACUGAAACAAUGGUCUCAAACCGUAGAAAAAGGAUGGUCGAGUGUUGCUAGAGUGGUUGCGAAGCCAUGGUUACGCGACGGACUUAAACCACGUUGUAUAACAAGGGAUUUGAAGUGGGGAAUACCUGUACCGGUAAAGGGUUUUGAAAAUAAAGUGUUCUACGUUUGGUUCGAUGCACCUUUUGGUUAUAUCAGUAUUACAAAGAGAUAUACCAAGGAGUAUGAACAGUGGUGGAAGCCUAAAGAUGUAAACGUCGAUUUGUAUCAGUUUAUGGCAAAAGAUAAUGUUCCGUUCCAUGCAAUAAUGUUCCCUGCUUGUUUGCUAGCGGCUAAUAAGGGUCAUACUUUAAUGAAGCAUUUAAUGGCAACGGAAUAUCUAAAUUAUGAAGACACAAAGUUCUCUAAAUCGAGGGGAAUUGGUGUAUUUGGCACCGAUGCUAGAGAUACGGGUAUUCCGGCUGAUGUUUGGCGAUUUUAUCUUGCAUAUGUUAGACCGGAAACACAAGAUUCCAAUUUUAAUUGGGUUGAUUUAGCAACCAAAAAUAAUAGUGAAUUAUUAAAUAAUUUGGGAAAUUUCGUGAAUAGAGCUCUAAUGUUUGCGGAGAAAUAUUUUGAUUCCAAACUUCCGCAAAUGGAACUUUUGGAGGACGACUUGGUGCUAUUGGCAUUAGCCCAACGCGAGUUAUCGUCUUACAUUCAAGCUUUGGAGCAAGCUAAACUGCGAGAUGGGUUGAAGCAUGUUUUAGCAAUUUCGAAACAUGGAAAUCAGUUCAUGCAGUUCCAAGAACCAUGGGUUAAAAUUAAAGGAACUGAUGACGACAAAAAGAGAGCUGGUACAAUCAUUGGUAUAUGUUGUAAUUUAGCGUGUCUGCUGUCAGCACUUUUGGCUCCAUUUAUGCCCAACACAUCCCGCGAACUGAGAUCACAAUUAGGAUUGAACAGCAUUAAUCAUGGGUAUAUCCCCGAUAUUAUUACAAACAUACUACCAACAGGCCACAAAAUCGGCAUACCGUCUCCUCUGUUUAAGAAAAUCGAAGUUAAAGAUGUAGAAACGUUAAGAAGUAAAUAUGGUGGAAAACAAGACGGUGCAAACAAAAUCGAAAAAAAGAUUGUUACAAGUAGUGAUGUAAAAUCUUUGGAAACUGCAAUAACAACACAGGGCAAUAAAGUUAGAGAACUGAAAGCUAAACACGAUAAAAGUGUCUGGCAACCUGAGGUUCAGAUUCUUGUAGACUUGAAACAGAAGCUUGCUGAUCUUAUAGGAGGUGGAAAUAAGUCUUCAGACUUAGCAAAAAAGAAUAAGCCUGAAACAGUUUUUGUACCUGAACAAAAUGGAGAUGCCUCGAUGGAUGCGGCGUCGUUAGAAGCGGCUGUAGCUAAACAAGGCAAUCUGGUACGUGAACUAAAAAGUAAAGCGGAGAAAUCUGUAUGGCAGCCGGAAGUGGAGAAAUUAUUGAAACUGAAGAAACAGUUGACAGAUCUCACUGGAACAUCUCCAUCCACGACCAACAAAAAGUCAAAGAAAAAGAAGUAACUUAAUUACUAGGCCAUGAACAUCCAUUUCCAUAUCUGAACUAUUUUGUAAUAAAAUGUCAUCGCUCAUUUUCUGUUAUCAACGCAACUCCUUUGAAGAUGCAUCCGGUACCAUAUGGUAUUCAUUUUUAAAUAAUGUAAUCAACAUAUGAUUUAUUUAAUAAAAUUA
Messenger RNA from Dufourea novaeangliae, 3215 nucleotides. RefSeq names its product methionine--tRNA ligase, cytoplasmic (gene MetRS). Gene Ontology annotation, molecular function: methionine-tRNA ligase activity; ATP binding. Gene Ontology annotation, biological process: methionyl-tRNA aminoacylation. The record is from RefSeq and is a predicted model, not a curated record. Lineage: Eukaryota; Metazoa; Arthropoda; Insecta; Hymenoptera; Halictidae. Gene Ontology annotation, cellular component: aminoacyl-tRNA synthetase multienzyme complex; cytosol. The transcript is spliced from 16 exons. Bases 147 to 3047 code for a protein of 966 amino acids.